This is a messenger RNA of Chlamydomonas reinhardtii, 2214 nucleotides long. RefSeq lists its product as uncharacterized. The coding region runs from base 152 to 1750 and encodes 532 amino acids. The record is from RefSeq and is a predicted model, not a curated record. NCBI's taxonomy places the organism in Eukaryota, Viridiplantae, Chlorophyta, Chlorophyceae, Chlamydomonadales, Chlamydomonadaceae. The transcript has 11 exons.
UUCACCGGAUUUGUGGCAUCAUGGCACUGCUAGAAAGCAGCUUCAGCUUUAAGCCACUGGCGCCGGAAUAAUGCAAGUUUGAUGUCAUAAAGAACUUGGGCUGCCGCGGCUGGUAGCAGCUUGCACACACGUGAUUAUUGCAAGCAGACUCAUGACCCGGACGUUGGCGUCCGGCGGCACUCGGGGCGUCAGCUGUCGGGCUGCGCUGGCGCUGGUGCUGCUCAGCGGCCUGCUCGGCUCCAGCGUAGCUUCUAGCAGCAAGAAGAAGCGCACGGGCCAGCCUGGGCUGGCUCCCGCAACCCGGGUGGUCCCUGUGGAGGAGCUCCUCGAAUACGGCAGGGUUGAGGGCAGCAGCAGUAGCAGCAGCAGCCGGGAAAGUGGACCAGGUGGCGAGCAACCCCCAAAGCCAGGGGAGCUGUACGGCCUGACAGAUGACGACUUUGUGUACGCAACGGGCACAUGCCGCGAGCGCAUGCUCCUGGCCAAGUCCACGAGGGCGUGGCGGAGAGGCCUGCGCGGCUUCUUCCUCACGGACGUAAACGACACCUCCAAGCUCGCCGCGCUGAACGCCGAGGGCGCCGACGGCUACGGCGAGGCGUACGCCUACUUUCCCAACGAUGGGGACCCAGGGCUGGGGGGCCGCCGCCACGGCCGCAUGGGCGGCGACACGCGCGCCGCCGUCGCGCCUUUUGCCGCGUACAGACACUACGGUGACACAUUCAAGUGGAUGCUGUACGGAGACGAUGACACGCUGUUCUACCUGGACGCGCUGAAGCACAUGUUGUCAGAACACGACCCGCAACUGCCGCUGGCGUUCAGCGACAACCUCUGGUACGACGGGCGGCACCCCAACCCGCAUGCGCCGCGCUGCUUGCCGUGCGCCAUGGCCAGUGAGCAGCUGCCGACCCUGGCUGAGGUGCUCAGCACACCUCACAUGCAGACGCUGAUCCUCAAGGGCUACCACCCUAGCAUUAGUGCCGAGACGGCAAUGGAGAUCGCCCGAAACGCCACACCGAGCCCCGGUCGAAAAUUUGUGCCGCGCCCGGCGUGCCCCUACUGCACGCCCAAAGACGCGUGCCCCGAGGUGCCCGACCCCCGGCGGCCCUGCAAGCCCUCUGGCGCUCACGGCGGCGCGGGCAUGGUUUUCAGUGUGGGGUUGUUCAAACACGUGGCCUUCCCGGACUUCAUCAACUGCGUCACCAGCAUGGAAGAGGCGCCUGGGGGAGAUUACCUGGUGUCUUACUGCCUGUGGCAGGCCGGCAUCGCCUUCACCGACCCGGGGCCGCUCGUGCGGGCGCGCUACGACCCGCGGUUCUACGUGUUCAGCGGCAAUGCCGUGAUGGGCUACCUUUUUGACCCGAUCGGCAUGCUCACACACGGCCGCUGCGAUGCGCUGUGUAGAUGGGGAAUGCGCAACAGUUUGUCGCUGCACGUGAAGGGCCGGCACUAUCGCACCUUCCGGAUCAGCAGCAUGCACAUGUGGGGAGUGGCCUACGCCGCACAGGCUGCACUCGAGUGGCUAAAGCUGACGUCGGCGCCAGACGAUGCCAAUGGUGGGACCGCUGCGAAGCGGCCUUACGGAAUGAUAGAUUUGAUCAGCGAUCAAGGCGCUCCAUCGAGUGGCAAGGCAGCGGGAGAGGGAAGUGGUGGGAAUAGGGAUGAGGAUAGCGGUGAGGUGAGCGACGGAAAGGAGCGCAAGCACGCGAGCCGAGCGCAACGGCGCCGGCGGCGCCAACUGCAACCGACUUGAGUGGGACUUGACGACGUGCCGGGGAGCGGGCGCAUAGAAAGGGAACAGGCGGCGGAGUUGGAGGUGGAGGAGGUGGAUGUCCGGACACUAGGACAGGAAGUGGUCACAGAUUCAGCGCACCUGUGAGAGUGAUGGACCAUACGACGUGGGCGGAGGGGGACAGCAGGCGUGAUGUGCAGCAAUUAUCCGGCCCCUGAGAGCGCUCAGUCCCCAUGCGUAGCGCGCGGCGGGGCCCAUAUGGAGCGAGCCUGGUGAUGACAUGAGCGUACGGGCUGUUGGGUUGCAACGUACAGGUGGUGAUGAGGCAGACUGCGCGAGCGUUUCGCAGCAGGGCCGGAUGUCUGGGAUCAGUGCUUAUGCUGGUGCCUGUCGAUGUGUGCGUGAAGGCGAGCGCUGCUGUAUCAGGUUGGCUGCACGGCGAACGGCGGGGCCCGGGCAGUCCCCACUGGUCAACAGGCCAAGCC